Messenger RNA from Hymenoscyphus albidus, 2774 nucleotides. Lineage: Eukaryota; Fungi; Ascomycota; Leotiomycetes; Helotiales; Helotiaceae. The record is from the annotation of a GenBank genome assembly.
CACAAAUGCCAAUGAACCACCUCACGAUUGAUUCCUAUCAUAAGGCGUGAAUUAAUCCUCUUCUCUAUGCAAUGAAAUAACUUCGCCUCUUGAUGGUACCCUAUCAGGGGGAUUCGAGGCUGUGUGCGGGGUAAUUCGGAGUGCAGAACCGUUACCAACGGCCCAACGCAGGAAGCAGCAUAGCUUGCUGCUGCCGAACUCGAUUCUCUACUAUUCUAGUAGCUUAGAGUUUCGAAUUCGAACAAAUCCGAGCGUUUGAGGUUUCACAGACCUCUAUAUCAACUAUCAUGGCCCUCCAAUUGUCUGAUGCCACUUUAUCAGACGUUGAUCAGAUUGCGUCUCUCCAUCUCGCUUCAUUUGAUUCUAAUCCCCUACUCCAUGUGCAGUUUCCGACCCCAGAAAGUCUUGCAUCGCUUCAUUCAGUUCUCAUCCUGGACAUGAAGCAAAGUAUCGAAAGCGAAGUCCUAUCAAAAAAUAAGAUUUUGGUGGUGAAAGAUACCAAAAAUCAGAUUAUAAGUUUUGCAAAAUGGGAUUUACCGGCUGUUCCGGAAGAAUCCCAUUUUAAACCAGAAUGGCAUCAGGAUGUACAGCAGGAAUACCUCAAUCGCUACUAUAAUCUAGCGGAAGCUGCUAAGCAACGUGUUAUUGGGAACACGCCUUGCUAUCGUGAGGCACCCUCUCCCGUCUCUCCCUCUCUCUGUCUUUUGUCAUUAAUCUCACCCACGCUCCAGUCUCUUGCUCUCUUCUCUUACAUUUAUGGAAUAUAACCUAAUCAUGAACAUGUGUAGGACUCACCUUUGUUGGCACACAUCCAAACUCUCGAGGUCAAGGCGCUGCAACUCUAUUAACUAAAUGGGGACUAUCAAGAGCAAAAGAAGAAAACAUUCCAGUAUAUCUUGAGAGCACAUUGCCUGCGUCCCCAUUUUAUCGAAAAUUUGGUUUCGUUGCUCAAGAUGGCUUGGCCCUGCCUCUUCCCAAAACAAAAGGCAAUAGUUCAAAAACUUACUACGAAGAGAUCUGUAUGUUGAGGACCUGGGACGCUGAUUCUGACGACGGACUACAUUAUUGGGACUCGAGUCUCAAUAUUUCAAGCCUUCAGUUGGAUUACGAAGCUGGUAUCAAGCCACAACAAGUUGUUGAGGCGGUUUAUGAACGUAUCGACGCGUACCAAAUGAUUCAGUCCUCUGUCUGGCUAUAUCUUCGACCUCUAGGUGAUGCUAUAAGGGCUGCAAACGAGCUUCUUACUCGAUGGCCGGACCCAGACAAAAGACCACCUCUUUGGGGAGUACCAUUUAGUGUUAAAGACAGUAUUGAUGUUGCCGGAAUACCGACCACGAAUUGUUGCCCAAUUAUGGCGAAAACCCCGGAAUAUUCGGCUCCAGUCUUUCAGCAAUGUAUUGAUGCAGGAGGCAUAUUUAUAGGAAAAACUGUUAGUUGAAUACUCUUCUUUUGCACUAUAUCACAUUCUGGCCUUCCUACCACCCCGUUUUUUCCACUUGCCCAAGGGGCCUUACACUGAUGUUGAACUGGUAGAAUAUGGAACAACUCGCUACAGGAAUGACAGGCUGUCGAAGUCCAUUCGGAACUCUUCAUUCAACAUUCAGCAAAUCCCACAUAGUUGGUGGUUCUAGCAGCGGUAGCGCUGUUUCAGUGGGCCAGCAACUCGUUGGUUUUUCACUCGGUAGCGAUACAGCAGGCUCAAUCAGAAUUCCAGCAGUAUUUAAUGGAAUCGUAGGAUUCAAACCAACUAAAGGAACAGUUUCUGCUUGUGGUGUAUGUCCAGCAUCUAAGCACCAAGACUGUGUCUCAUUCCUUGCAUCAACCGUUGAAGAUUCAGAAACCAUCUGGAAGACGUGUCGAGGCUUUGAUAAAAACGAUCAUUUUGCCAAACGUAUCCAGCAAUCUUCCGGAAAGGAGUCGCUUCAUAACUUCGCCGGUUUCCGUUUUGGGGUCCCACCUGACACUGCUCUUGAACAGUGUAGCGACCAUUACCGGCGGAAAUUCGCUGAAGUCGUCGAAGUGUUAAAAAGUACUCAGAACGGUGCAUUUUCUGCUCUUGACUGGACCCCCUUCGCCAAAGCGAACGAUCUUCUCUACAGCAGCUCCUUCGUGCUAGAACGACUCACCAUUUUCCCAGACGAUGAAUGGUUCGGGGAGAAUAAACAACAUCUCCACCCAGUAACCAGACAGGUCUUUGAAGGAGUAUUGGCUCGGAAAAGCACCGCUGUUGACGUCUUUCGAGAUCUACAUAAACAAGCAGAAUACGUGCGAGCUGUUGAAGAUAUUCUCACGCUCCAAGCAGAUGACACCACGAACGAGAAAGUUCUCACAGUCAUGGUGGUUCCCACGGCGCCAUUCCAUCCAGCUAUCGAACAGGUCAACAAAGACCCGCUUGCGAUCAAUGCCAAGUUAGGAGCUUUUGCUCAUUUUGCAAAUGUUCUUGAUCUUGUUGGGAUUGCACUUCCUUGUGGAACCUAUGAAGUGCCUAGCGAGGAAGAAGGGGAGAGAAGUGUGACCCUACCUUUUGGUGUUACUAUCUUGGCUGGCUCGGGGUGCGAUCAAGCUUUGUUGAGACUUGCAAUGAGCUUGGAGGAGUCACUUGGUGAUUUGCAUGAUGAUUAAUUGGUACCGGUUCUCGCUUUUGCCACAAAUACACACCACUUUGCGUAGACUCCACAGCAACAAUUCCUAAACUUUUUGAAGUCUAAAUAUCGUCCGUAUGAAGCAGGUUAUGCUGUCAUGAUGGAGUUGUUGCAGGCUCUCGUUGUUCUAUC